AUGUCUUCCGCUGCCCUUGGCUCGGCCGCCGCCGCCUCGUCGGUACUUGCUAGCGCCGGCGCCGCGCUGUCGCCUUUCCCUCGCCGCUCUGCCUCGCCGUUCCUGGCGUCCCAGCCUCUUGCCUGGGCGCGCUCUCGGCUGCCGUCGUCCACGAUGGCCGCAGCCCAUGCUGCGCCCUCGAUCCCUGCUGGCUCCGUUCCGCCCGACCCCGUCGUGCCGAUCGGAUCUUCCGCUCCCGCCGUGCCGCCGUCGCCUGGUGGUCUUCCGCCUCCGUCGCAGCCGUAUGGCGCCCGUCUGCCCUCGUACUAUGGGCAGUACGGUGCCCAUGGAGGGUGGCCAUCUGCCCCGCCAUCACUUGCCUAUGCUGCUCCAGGAGGUUACGGCGCCCCUGCACCAGGAAGCUGGCCGCCCGCCCCAUCUACCUACGGCGCCCCUGUACCGCCCGCAUCGGCUCCCCAUGGCACUCCUGCCUACGGUGGCUAUCCGCCGCCGUCCUAUGCUGCACCUGGGAGGUGGUCGACCGCCCCUCCACCUACUGCUGCUGCUCCCUCGACGGAUCUGAGCGUCUACGCGCCGCCCCGCUUCCCGCCGGCACCACCUCCACCGCCGCCUCCGGAGCACCCUGGGAGUGCCUCUGGACCCUUCUACUUCGCCCAUCUCAUACCGGUGAAGCUCAAGGUGGAUAACUACCUCGCUUGGCGCGCUCAGGUGCUGCCCCUUCUUUGCAGCCGUUACUUGGAGGGCUACGUUGAUGGCACCUACCCGUGCCCCUCGCCGUAUGAUCCGGCGUACCAUGCUUGGGUGGCCCAGGAUCAGGCCAUCCUCUCUGCCAUCCAGUCGUCGCUCACGGAGAGUGUGUCGUCGCUGGUUAUCUUUGCCGCCACGUCUCGGGAAGCGUGGGGCGCUCUGCAUGCAAGCUUCGCGUCGCAGUCUCACGCGCGGGCUCACGCCAUCCGCACUCAGCUUGGCGAGGUUAAGCUGCUCGACCGCUCCGUUACCGAGUACUUCAACAAGGUCACGGGCCUCGCUGAUACCCUUGCCGCCAUCGGCCAGCCGCUCCAACCCGAGGACUUCACCUCGUACGUCUUGAACGGGCUGGACGAAGACUACGACAACCUCUGCGAGAACAUCGAUGCUCGCGAGACUCCUAUUCCGCCGCGCGAACUCUAUGCGCGCCUCCUUGCGACGGAGCAACGUGUCAAGAAGAAUCAUGCUGCUCCCUCGACGGCAAACGCUGCAUACCGUGGUGGUGGCAAGAACCCCAAGACACCUGCGGGUGGGGGCAAGCCGCCGGCCUCUCCGUCGCCGACUCCGCAGCCGUCGCCCGCAGCGCCCCCCCCCCCCCGGCGUCACCACUGGGGGCCGCCCGCGUGCUUGUUGCCCCUGCUGUGGAGCUCAGCAGGCCUGUCAGCUGUGCGGUCUGGAUGGGCACAUCGCCUCGCGCUGUCAUCGUCGCUUCAAGCAGGAAUUUCUGGGUAUUGGCAACAAUGGCAAGGGGAACGAGAAACAGGUGGCCCUUGCAAGUCAUGA
This is a messenger RNA of Lolium perenne, 1530 nucleotides long. Lineage: Eukaryota; Viridiplantae; Streptophyta; Magnoliopsida; Poales; Poaceae. The record is from RefSeq and is a predicted model, not a curated record.